AUGUCUAAAUCAAAAAUGAUAGAAACCGAAGAAAACUUUUUAUGUUUAUCUCACCAGAAUGAAAAAAUUUGUAUGAUAGUGCUUGAUCCAAAGUUAGAUAAGAAUAAAAAAUUUUUUUGUAAAUCAUGUUUGAAUAACUUCGAAUCAGAUGCCAAAACUAUAGGAUUACAAAGAAUUUUAGAGAUUAUUGAAUAAAUUAUUGAUACCAAUAAUAAUGAAUGUGAAAAAAUAAUUAAUGAAACAAUUUAGUAAUUAAUCAAAAUUAAUAAAAUUACAGAAGAAUUAAAGACAUCUUUUCUAAACUUAUUUGAUUCUAUAAUUGGAAUAACUUCAUAAUGGAUUAAUAAUUUAUAAGAUUAGAAAGAAUAAUAAAAUCAAUACUCUUUUUAUGAAGAAUUAGAUAAUUAUAUUAAGAACAAAAAUACUAACUUUAUUUAAAGAAAAAAACUUAUUAAUAAGAUAAAUAAUUCUUCAAUGUUGAAGUUACAUAAAACUUUAUCAGAUUAUCACUUAAAUAAGGAUAAGUUUAACUUAGGAGAAUUAAAAAAAUAAUUUUUCAAGAUUAUUUAAUCAAAUUAAUUUGAUUAAGGUGAUAUUAAUUUACAAUAAAUUGAUCAAUCAGUUAAAUAAACUGACUCAUGUAAAGCAAUAGUUUUUGAUUUUUCUGGUUCAAUUAUGUUAUCAACUAAAGAUAAUGAUAUUUAAGUAUGGAAAUUUGAAGAUGGAACAAUAUAAUUAAUAAAUACUUUGGUAUGUCAUACUAAUUUGGUUUCAUGCUUAGUUUAUAGUAAAAAAUAAAAUUCCUUUAUUUCAGGCUCUGUAGAUAAUGCAAUAAUAUGUUGGCAAAGAAUUAAUUAAAUUGAUUGGAAUUACUCAUAAGCUUAUAAAUAACAUACAAAGUCUGUAAAAUGUAUCUUAUUAAAUUCAAAAGAAGAUAUCCUAUUUUCUGGAAGUGAUGAUACAUCAAUUAAUGUAUGGAAGGUUGAAUUUAAUAAAAAUUAAUUGACAUAUCUUUAUUCUUUAAAUAAACAUAAAAAUUCUAUUAAUUCAUUAAGUUUAAAUAAAUCAGAAAAUUAUUUAGUAUCAUGUGCAUAAGAUCAAAAUGGAAUUAUAAUUUGGGAAUAUUAAUCAUAAAAUAAGUUUGUGUACAAAUAUUUAGUUAAAUAAUCAAUUUAAGAUUAUGGACUUAAGGUUUAGUUUAUUAAAGAUAAUUAAUUUAUUUGGAUUACAGGUGAUAAAGAUUUUGAUUAAAUGUAUGUAUUUGAAUUAAAAGAAAGAGUUUUUUAAGAGAAUUUAGAGAAGACAAUUUAAUUGGAUAAAAAUAAUUAACCUCUUGAUGAGUUUCGUUUUCCAAUAGUUUACAAUGAGGAGAAGAAUUUGAUAGUAGUGAGACAUAAAACUCAUAUAUAUAUCAUUAGAUUAAUGAAUGAUGGAAAGUUCAAAAUAGUUAAUAAAUUGAAUUUCAACACAAAUAAAAUAUUUGGGACUAUCUCAAAUAAUGGAGAUUAUUUAGUGUUUUGGGAUGAUUACAUUAAACAAUAUUCAAUAUAUGAAUUAUAUGAAAAAUGA
Messenger RNA from Paramecium primaurelia, 1569 nucleotides. Lineage: Eukaryota; Ciliophora; Oligohymenophorea; Peniculida; Parameciidae. The record is from the annotation of a GenBank genome assembly.